Molecule: messenger RNA, 264 nt
Organism: Talaromyces amestolkiae
Lineage: Eukaryota; Fungi; Ascomycota; Eurotiomycetes; Eurotiales; Trichocomaceae
Exons: 2
Coding region: 1-264 (87 amino acids)
Source: RefSeq, a predicted model, not a curated record
AUGUCGUCGGAGAAAUAUGAGAUCGGCACUCGCGCCGAAUGCGAGAAAAUGGUGAAAGAAUGGGGGUUUCCUCAUGUCUUUACCUGGACAGACUCGAGACGAGGCAAUCUCACCAUCACCUAUCCGACCGAUAAUGAUACGCUUUACAACGGUGAGAUCAAGAAGGAGACAUUUGGCGUCGGAGACAGAGUCGAUGUGCCUGCUGGGAAGAUCCAUGAAGUUUGGAUAGGGUUGGAUGGGUGUGAAUAUGUCAUUGGGGAGUAG